CUCUAGUGUUUCAUGGUCAUGAAUCUUCUUGAUAUUUAUUCAUCCAAAUAUGUUUAUCAAUCUCAUGAGCUACUAGAUAACCCUUUGGAUUCACUUGUGAAAGAGUUCCAUUAACGCCUUCUGUUCUCUCUCUCUCUCCAAUGGCUUUAUGGGAUCUGUUGUAAUAUCAUUCAAAGUGCACUCUUCUGAAUUCAUGCAGGCUUUGAAGUAGAGAUUUUUCUUUCUUUUUUUCUUGACGAUUUGGUAUAGAUAACAACAGAUAAAAAUGAAGUUCAUGAAACUUGGGACAAAGCCAGAUACUUUCUACACUGAGCAAGCUACCAGGACCCUGAUAUCAGAUAUAGCUGCAGACCUUGUGAUUCAAAUCAAUGAUAUUACUUAUCUGCUACACAAGUUUCCGCUUCUUCCAAAGUGUGGCCUCCUACAAAGGCUUUGUUAUGAUUCUAGUGAUUCGGAGAGUGUGUCUCUAGAACUUCAUAAUAUACCUGGAGGGGAAGAUGCAUUUGAACUCUGUGCUAAGUUUUGUUACGGAAUUUCAAUCAACAUUAGUGCACAUAACUUUGUAUCCGCACUCUGUGCUGCCAAGUUCCUUAGAAUGAACGACUCCAUUGAGAAGGGAAACUUCGUAGGAAAACUUGAGGCUUUCUUCAAUUCAUGUAUUCUUGAAGGUUGGAAGGAUUCCAUUGCGACGCUUCAGACUACUUCUACGUUACCAGAGUGGUCUGAGAAUCUCGGUAUUGUGAGAAAGUGCAUUGAUUCAAUUAUUGAGAAAAUUCUCACACCCCCACCACAGGUCAAGUGGUCAUACACCUACACUAGGCCCGGUUACACAAAAAAACAGCACCAUUCUGUUCCAAAGGAUUGGUGGACGGAGGAUGUUUCUGAUCUUGAUAUAGAUCUUUUCAGGUGCAUAGUAAUGGCUAUUAGAUCAACCUAUGUGCUUCCCCCACAGCUUAUUGGCGAGGCUUUGCAUGUCUAUGCCUGCCGGUGGCUACCGGGCAUCAGAAAGCUUAAAAGUUCAGGUAGUUCAGCAACUCAAACAGAAGAAUCUAAGGAGAAAAACCGAAAAAUUCUUGAAACAAUUGUAAGCAUGAUUCCUGCAGAUAGAGGGUCUGUUUCAGUUGGCUUCUUGUUUAGACUCCUCAGCAUUUCAAUUCAACUCGGUGCCUCAUCAGUGACAAAAACAGAACUAAUAAGAAGAGCUAGCCUACAGUUUGAGGAGGCAACAGUGAGUGACCUGCUUUAUCCUUCAACAUCGUCUUCUGACCAGAAUUUUUAUGAUAUAGAGUUAGUUCAAGCAGUGUUGGAAACUUUCUUGAAGCUUUGGAAAAGAAUGUCCCAAGGUGCUGGGGAUAACAGCUACUUUUUAAGAUCAAUCAGAAAUGUUGGCAAGCUCAUUGAUUCCUAUCUUCAAGUGGUUGCAAGGGACGAUAAUAUGCAAGUGUCAAAGUUUAUAUCUCUUGCGGAAACUGUGCCUAGUAUUGCCCGAGAAGAGCACGAUGAUCUUUACCAGGCAAUUAACAUCUAUCUUAAGGUGCAUCCUGAGCUGAGCAAGGCAGAGAAGAAGCACCUGUGUGCGAUUCUAGAUUGCCAAAGACUGUCCCCAGAAGUGCGUUCCCAUGCAGUCAAAAAUGAGCUUCUUCCAUUAAGAACCGUAGUGCAGCUCCUCUACUUUGAACAAGAAAAAGGCUCCAAGGCAACCACCAGCAACAAACUGCCAAAACCACAUGACAUACUUAUUGGAGCAAAGCAUAGACCAGUUACAAGAGAUAGCCAAAGCAAGCAAUCUUUAGGCUUAGAUAAAGAAGAAUUCAACAGAGAAGAAGUCACAAGAACCUCUCUUCCUGAAAGUAGAGAAAAAGAUCACUAUAAAACUAAAAGAUCAGAUGGUAAGUUGCCAUUGGACUUAGAAAAAAAGAUGGUUCUAAGAGGAGACAUUGAAGAGACAGAGUCAGAGAAGGUGAAGGAAGCCAAAGACAAAAGUGCUUCAAGCUGCAAGUUGGACUUGGAUCCUAAGAAAAUCGUAAGGGCAAGAAGUAAAUCAGACCAUGGCAUGAAAAGGGAUAAUAAUAAUAAUAUUACUAACAAUAAUCAUUGAAGAAUUCCAGAGAAAAU
Molecule: messenger RNA, 2115 nt
Organism: Gastrolobium bilobum
Lineage: Eukaryota; Viridiplantae; Streptophyta; Magnoliopsida; Fabales; Fabaceae
Product: BTB/POZ domain-containing protein At5g47800-like
Exons: 5
Coding region: 266-2098 (610 amino acids)
Source: RefSeq, a predicted model, not a curated record